Molecule: messenger RNA, 2790 nt
Organism: Bombina bombina (fire-bellied toad)
Lineage: Eukaryota; Metazoa; Chordata; Amphibia; Anura; Bombinatoridae
Gene: CDC14A
Product: cell division cycle 14A
Exons: 15
Biological process (GO): microtubule cytoskeleton organization; positive regulation of cytokinesis; protein dephosphorylation
Cellular component (GO): mitotic spindle; nucleolus; spindle pole
Molecular function (GO): protein serine/threonine phosphatase activity; protein tyrosine/serine/threonine phosphatase activity
Source: RefSeq, a predicted model, not a curated record
GGACGCACAGGAGUGGGACAGCGCGGGGGGACACGGGAGAUGGAGACACAGGACGUGAUCAGUGCAGCCGAGAUCAUCCGAGAUCGCUUAUAUUUUGCUUCCUUGAGAAACAAACCAAAAAGCACCAUCAAUACUCAUUACUUUUGUACAGACGAGGAGUUCGUGUAUGAGAAUUUCUAUGCAGAUUUUGGACCCCUGAACCUCGCUCUGCUCUUCAGAUACUGUUGUAAACUAAACAAAAAGCUUAAGUCAUUCAGUUUAUCUAGAAAGAAGAUUGUCCAUUACACAAGCUAUGAUCAGAAGAAAAGGGCGAACGCCGGAUUCUUGAUCGGCGCAUAUGCGGUUAUCUAUCUGAAGAAGACACCACAAGAAGCCUAUAGAGCGCUGCUGAGUGGUUCCAGUCCCCAGUACCUCCCCUUCAGGGAUGCAUCGUUUGGGAACUGCUCAUAUAACCUGACAAUCCUGCACUGUCUGCACGGGAUCCACAAGGCACUGCAGUGCGGCUUCUUUAACUUUGAAAACUUUGAUGUGGAUGAAUAUGAACACUAUGAGGAAGACAGCUGAGUAGGAAGCAGUUGGGACACAUCAGGACCUAAUAAGUAACUGCUGACAAUAUGCUCAGCUCAUGCCAUUCUCACCCUCUGUACAGGUUACCCUCUCCAUGCGCCGGAGGCAUACUUCCCAUACUUCAGGAAACACAAUGUCUCCAUCAUUAUCCGGCUGAACAAAAAGAUUUAUGAUUCCAAGCGAUUCAUUGAUGCCGGCUUUGAUCACUAUGACUUGUUCUUUGUUGAUGGGAGUACACCAAGUGACAGCAUUGUGCGGAGAUUCCUAAACUUAUGUGAAAGCACAGAGGGCGCCAUCGCUGUGCACUGCAAAGCUGGUCUUGGCAGGACGGGAACUCUGAUCGCCUGUUACAUCAUGAAACACUACAGAUUUACACAUGCUGAGGCUAUUGCAUGGAUCAGGAUAUGUCGGCCCGGCUCUAUUAUUGGACCUCAACAGCACUUCCUGGAAGAGAAGCAGCCCUGGUUGUGGCUACAAUGUGACCUGCACAAAAAUAAAUUAACUCAGAUUUAUCUCGAUGAUGCACCUGUGACCAGGAUCCUGUCUGACUUUGAGGAUUUAUCGGUCAGUGGCAGACUAUCACGCCACAGCAGUGUGGACCGAGUUAGAGAGAAUAACUCUGACGAUGAGCAGGAACAGAGGAAUGGUCUGACUCAGGGAGACAAACUUCGUGCUUUAAAGAGCAGGAGACAGCCACGCUCUGCAACCACCGGGGCUCUGCGACUUGACGACAUGAAAGCGCACGUACGGUCCUCAUCGCAGCCAUUCAGAGUAAUCCCUUCCAGCAGUGCACAAGGCUCACGGUCUCCACUCAAGUCAUCCAGAGUGUCCACAUCACCUGUUGUAAGGAAGGCUACGACCAGUCCGACAUCCCACAGCAACAAGGGGAGAGGUCUCACUGUUAAUUCACGGAUUGCUGGUUCCCUUGGAAACCUGAAUUUGGCUACAGAAGAGGUAGACAACAGUCACAACGUUUCUCCCUCCCACCCCAGCUACUCCCUAGCACUCCCCUCCAGCCCAUACCCCUCCUAUCCUCGGGGCCGGAGCUACGGUGAGGUGAACAACAACCAGAACGUCUCAGACACGGGAAAUGGCUCAUAUAGAUCAUUCCGACCCUCAUACCCCAGCCUGUCCUCAAAUGCACGUUACCUGAGCCGUUCCAUUCCUUCUCUUCAGUGCGAGUCUGUUCAGUACUAGUGGAACUCCUGCACCUGUUAACCCUUUCCGAGCUGCUAUUCCCCUGUUGUGGAAGAGAGGGGUGUAAUAUGGAGGAGGAGCUCACAUCCUGGUGCUCUGGAAUCUCUCAGUACUGGAGGUGGCGUCUGACCGCUGAUUUCUUUUAUCUUUUGUACUAUGUGGGGGGAUUAGAAGAUCUGUACUAUAUUUUAUCUUUGUUUUAUCUGAUAUAUUUUCACACUAGGAAGUUGUUGUUACUGACAAACAAAUUAUUUAUUUUUAUAAUAAUGUCGGCAGAUUCAGUAUUUUCUUGAACAAUCUAUUAGAAUAUUUAAAUGGCUACAAUGAGAUACAAUGGGAAAUUCAUGCAGAUUUGCAAGUUUUGACACUGGAAAAAACUGUUUAGUGUGAAGUGUUUUAUAUUCAACAAAUGAUCUACUUGUAUUUUAUAGCUGUUUUUAUUUUUAUAAAGAGACCUGUAAUACGUCUUUGUAGUGUCUGACGUGUGACCAACGUAUGGGGGUCGUCUCCAGUGCCAGAAUAUAGAUCAUGGUGCACACUGAACAGUGAAUUUCAUGCAAUAAAUCCCUAAUGAUCAGUAUAUGCAGUUAAUAAUUAUGUUUAUAUGUUAUUGUAGCUUUUAUCUUACAUUACUUUUGUUAUCACGUUUUAUUUAUAUCGGGUUAUAUCACUAUUGUGCCCGUACGCUGCGUAAAGAGCAAUAAUGUUACUAUGCAAGUACUAUGUAAACCAGCCAGACCAUGCCGGUCAGCACUCAGUCAUCACGGCAUCAGAAGCGGGCAUAAAACCAGCCAGACCAUGCCGGUCAGCACUCAGUCAUCACGGCAUCAGAAGCGGGCAUAAAACCAGCCAGACCAUGCCGGUCAGCACUCAGUCAUCACGGCAUCAGAAGCGGGCAUAAAACCAGCUGGGCUGUAGGUGCUGUUUGUGCACCACAUUUGGCUGCUUAUUCUGGUAAUUCUACACUAAAUCAUGUUUGUUUUUUCUAUUACAAAUAACUAUUUUAAUAAAACUUGUCAAAUAAAA